AUGUCGAAAGUCGUGCGCAGUGUGAAAAAUGUCACCAAGGGCUACUCGUCGGUCCAGGUUAAGGUCCGGAAUGCAACGAGUAAUGACCCCUGGGGCCCGACCGGUACAGAGAUGGCAGAGAUUGCCGCCCUUACAUUUAGCAGUCCCACCGAUUUCUACGAGAUCAUGGACAUGUUGGACAAGCGACUAAAUGACAAGGGAAAGAAUUGGCGUCAUGUGUUGAAGUCCCUGAAGGUAUUAGAUUACUGUCUCCACGAGGGCUCGGAACUAGUCGUGACGUGGGCCCGGAAGAACGUCUACAUCAUCAAGACCCUGCGCGAGUUCCAAUACGUGGAUGAGGAUGGCAGAGAUGUUGGUCAAAAUGUACGUGUGGCUGCUAAAGAACUUACUACCCUGGUGAUGGAUGAAGACCGAUUGCGAAGUGAGCGCUCCGACCGAAAGCUGUGGAAAUCGCGCGUGAGCGGACUGGACGACUACCCGGGUCAUGGAAGUGAACCACAACCGCGUCGAAACGAGCGCCGUCGACGUCCCGCGGACGAUGACGAUGUCGAGUACCGCUUGGCGAUCGAGGCGAGUAAGCAUGAGGCCGAAGAAGAACGUAAGCGACGGGCGAAGGGCUCUAUGCAAUCCGGGGAGGAGGACGAAGAUCUGGCCAAGGCGAUCAAGCUGAGCAAGGAAGAGGAAGAACUUCGCAAGCGCGAACUUGAAGAGAGUAACGCGCAAUCCCUCUUCGAUGAUGCGCCCGUCCAGGCCGCCCCGGCGCAGCCCACCGGUUACAACCAGGGAUACCAGCAGCAAAGUGCGGUGGACUGGUUUGGCAACCCGAUCAACCCCCAGCAACCUCUAUCGACUGGAUAUUUGAACAACCAAUACGCACAGCCGACGGGAUUCCAGGGACAGAUGACUGGAAUGCCCAAUGGAUACACCAACGGAUUCCAAACGCAGCCCUCAGCCUUUGACCAGAACCCGUACGGUCAGCCUCAGAAUAACUUCCUACAGCCACAGGCCACGCUACAGCCCCAAGCAACUCUACAGCCGCAGCAUACGGCCUUUAACACCAAUAAUCCCUAUGGUCCCACAGACAUGUUCGCACAGCAACAGCAACAACAACCCCAGCAGCAGCAACCCCAGCCGCAAGAUAACUUCCUUUCGUCGGGUACCAAUAACCCAUGGGUCUCGAGCAGCCCGCAGCCGGGAGAUAUGAUGAAACCAAUGCAGACCGGAUCAAACAAUCCAUUCGCUCAGCGCACGCAGCCACAGCCGUUCCAGUCCAGACCCGCAACAUCCGGACAUCCAUCCCUGAACACGCUGGCAGAAGAGCGUCCAACCACCGCCUUCAAUCCAAUCUCCAACUACCAGGUUCCUGUGGCCCCGGCUCCACCCAAGAGUACCCCGCCUCAGAUGAGCGACCCGCAUCACGCUCGUCUCAAUGCACUCCUCGCCAGCAGCGACGGCCAAGAUACCUUUGGAAACGUUGGCGACCUCCGUAUUCCCGCUCAGCACACCGCACCCGGUACCUUCGUCAACUCUGCUGGUCAAGGUCUCGAUCGCCUACGCUCCAACCAGACCGGCAACAACCCAUUCUUCGCCCAACAACGGUUCGUCCCCCAGCAAACAGGGUUCGCCCAGCAGUCAACCGGCUUCGCGCAGCCCACGAACAACCCCUGGGGUGCACAGCAAUCAUACCAGCAGCAGCCUCAGGCUGGAAGCAGUCUGAUAGAUCUGUGA
Messenger RNA from Aspergillus bombycis, 1728 nucleotides. Its product is annotated as epsin. NCBI's taxonomy places the organism in Eukaryota, Fungi, Ascomycota, Eurotiomycetes, Eurotiales, Aspergillaceae. The transcript is spliced from 4 exons. Gene Ontology annotation, biological process: endocytosis; actin filament organization. Gene Ontology annotation, cellular component: clathrin vesicle coat; endosome; plasma membrane. Gene Ontology annotation, molecular function: phospholipid binding; clathrin binding. The coding region runs from base 1 to 1728 and encodes 575 amino acids. The record is from RefSeq and is a predicted model, not a curated record.